AUGGAUAGAGCAAAAGAAGAACAAAAUAUUAAAUAAAAGGCAUCAACUCCUUCUUUUUUAAUUAAAACUUAUGACAUUUUAGAAGUAUACAAAUAUUGUCUAUAAAUUAAUUAGAAUCCUGAUUAUAAUGACAUAAUAUCUUGGAAUGAGGAGGGCACAGCAUUCGUUGUAAAAAAUGUCAAUGAAUUGGCUGAGAAAGUACUAUAACAUAAAUAGUUUAGGUAUUGCCAAAUCACUUUAAGCAUAAUAAUUAUGCUUCUUUUGUAAGAUAAUUGAAUAUGUAUGAUUUUCAUAAAAUGAAAAAUGAAGGGGGAGAUAAUGAAUUUAGACAUAAAUAUUUUUAGAGAGGAAAUAAGUAAACAUUAAUUCCUAUGUCAAAAAGGCAUUUACUGUGUGAGAUUAAGAGAAAGUAAGGAGAAUAGGUUGAGUAGUUUGAUGAAAGAAAUUAGAAUUCAAGUUAGAAUUGUAAAAUUAUUUCUCAUUUAUAAUAGCCAAUAAUUCAAUGGAAGUAGAUAUGUCUAAGCUAAAAAAUGAUUAUUAAUUUUUUCUUAAUGAAAUGCUAGGCAUUAAGGGAAAGUAACAUGAAUUACAAAAGGCAUUGAUAUUAAUCAUGACUUAAAAUGAUCAUUUAAUCAAUGAAAAUAAAUUAUUAUGGCAAGUAAUCUAUUCUAAAUCCAUAAUUUUUUAAAGGAAAUCAAAAGAAUUAGAGAGACAGAUGAAAGAAAAAUAGAUACUUUGUCAUACCUCUUAGCCACUUUGAUUACUAACAUGAAUUAAUCCUAAAAUCAAUAAACAGUACAAUAACUAGUAGGAGUGUAGGUGCCACCAUAAACUUAAAUUCCUUAAUAAGAACCAAGUAUUAAUUUAUAUUUAAAUAUAGAUAAUCAUGUUGAUUAACAGUUUAAUAAUCUCUUGAAUCUUUAACAAUUAAAUCAAAACAGUAUCAUAUUUCAAUAAGCCAUAUAGAACCUGGAUAAUAGAAGGAUCCUAAAUAACUCUAAGAGCAUAAUUCAUUUUUGGAAAAAAUUAUGAAAACCCAAUAAUAAUAAGAAUAACAAUUGCAAUCUAGUAUAUAUAUAUUCAUAAUAUAAUUAGUUAAAUAAGAUAUUUCAUAAUAUGAUAAUGGUUUUAUAAAGAAAUAAUGUAAUAAUCAAUUUUAAAGAUAACCAUAACAUAUGGAUUCUAAUUUCAUGGUAUAAUAGAAUAGUUAGGCAUUGAUUUAAUGUAAUUUAGUAUCUAUAAAGUAGAACUAAUGAGUUUAUCUUAAUAAUAACAAUCUCAGUAAUAGUAGCAAUAAGGAUAAUAAUUCUAGAAUAACUUUUAGAAUUAUUUUGGAUAAAAUAAGGGAAAUGAAAAUUUUAGAGGGUUUCCAUUUUUAUGA
This is a messenger RNA of Paramecium pentaurelia, 1381 nucleotides long. NCBI's taxonomy places the organism in Eukaryota, Ciliophora, Oligohymenophorea, Peniculida, Parameciidae. The record is from the annotation of a GenBank genome assembly.